Ectocarpus siliculosus is the source of this 657-nucleotide messenger RNA. The record is from the annotation of a GenBank genome assembly. NCBI's taxonomy places the organism in Eukaryota, Phaeophyceae, Ectocarpales, Ectocarpaceae.
CUCUCUCCCUCUCGAGGCAGGACAUCCACCACUUUCAACCAUGGGCAAGGUUCACGGAUCGCUGGCUCGUGCCGGUAAGGUGAAGGGGCAGACGCCCAAGAUCGACAAGAUCGAGAAGAAGAAGCAGCCGCGCGGAAGGGCGAAGAAGCGCAUGCAAUACAACCGACGCUUCGUCAACGUCGUGACCGGCGUGGGCGGAAAGCGCCUGGGCCCCAACUCCAACGCCGCCAAGGUCUAAGGAAAACCCUUGUUGAUUGGUUGUGCUCCUGUGAGCAAAAAGCGCCGGGCUGUUUGGAGCGCGAGUGCACUGGGCAAGGCGUCACCAUGGCGGAAGCGGGGGGAUAGCGAAUGGAGGGACACGGGGGAAGAGAAGGGGCAGAUGGGCGUUGAGCGCCGUGUCUGUGUUUCGUCAACGUUUCCUUUUUUUGUUGUGUUGCUCUUGCUUUCGUUCGGGCGUCUAAAGCGUGGAGGUCGUAGCAGCAAUUGCCGUUCGCAGCCUUUAGCGGACUGUGUUUUGUCACAAGGCUAAAUUUUGCUGGGCGGUCGCUUGCGACUUGGAUCGGUCCGACUUUUGCUAGAACUUCGAAAAUGUCAGCUUGAGCUUACUAGGCGACUUCGGGUUCGAGCGAGCGCUGCUCCUCCGAGAACGAGAGACAA